AUGGAUUAUUAUGAGCUGGAGGUAAACCCUUUAUUUGAAAAUCAUCGAUUUCAAUUUAAAAAGCAAUGUUCGCUAUGGCGGAUGAAUUUAUUGGCUGUUUCUGACAGGAAUAAGAAUAUCAUGUUUGUUGCGAAAACUGAUAUUAUUUAUGUGUAUAGGUUGGGCUUACUGGAUUAUAAGCCAGGUGUACCUAUUAAGGAAUUGAAAUGCCCUAUAGACGAGAGUUUAAAAAGCCGUACGAUUAAUGCUAUAAAAGUUGGUAACAUCGGUAAUGAGGAAGUACUUGUUAGUGUUGAUGAUUUAGGUGAUGUUUUUGUAUGGUUUACGGCUAAUCUCGAUAAAAAUCCAAUACAAUUCAACAAUGAUGUAUCAACGUGGGGUAUAGCAUUACAUGGUCCAAAACGUUUAUUGGCAGUGAGUGCCAAUUCACAUUCAAUUACAAUUUUUAAUUUACAAAAGAGUGUUCAGUUUUUUAAUGAUUCUGGUGAAGAAGAAUCACAUACUCCAAAAACAUAUGCUUCAGAAAUUUCAGAUGAUGAUGCACUUGGUGGGAAAGCAAAAUCUGUGCUUCAAGGGCAUGAAAAUAAUAUCCCUAAUAUAUGUUUUAGCGCGUGCGGUCGAUUUUUGGUUUCAUGUAGUAUUGACAAUACAUGUCGGCUAUGGAAUGUUAAAAAUGGAGAAUUGAUACAAACAAAGGUAUUGGUUCGUCAUGGGGAUGAAAUCAAUGACGAUUGGUAUGAAAUGAAUGAAGAUUGGGGUUGGACGGCAAAUUUUGUCUCUAAAUCUGCCUUCAAAACUGUUUCUCCUAAUAGUGAAGUUUGCAGUCAUCUAACUCCAAAUCCAGAAAGUUCUCAGCAAGUUAGGGUUGGACGUUUUAGAAUAACAGAAUACGAGGAUGGUUACAUGGAAGAUAGAUCUGAUGUUACAGGGGUAGAAUCAGAUGAUGUGGAAGAAGAUUCAAAUGAGAAUGAUUAUACCGAAGGAGAAACGGAUAGUGAUGGCGAGGAGCAACGUGUCAUAGAACUUCAUGAUGGGGAUAGAGCAUCCAACAACGAAGAAAUUACUAUGUCGUCAGCUUAUCCUAUUUUACGAUCUACUAAUCGUGAACCUACUUUGGAAGUUGAAGGGAAUUCUACUCCAGCUUAUUAUGAUCGUGCUGAAUCAACUACCCCUGUUGUAGAAAAUUAUACGGAAAAUAAUCCGGAUUACAGAUGGUCAGUUGGACAUGAAUUAAACAUUUUAAGUAAUCAUGAACAAAGCGACGGGAAUGCAGAAAGUGAAUCGAAAAAUGAUCAUGAUGGAGAGAGGUCAGAGGGAAUAGCGGAGGAAGAUACACUUAGAUCUCCUAUUCAAGGUUCACUUUCAACAUCAGCUUACUCGCCUGUACAACCUUCAUAUUCUCCGAGAUCCACGACAUCAUCGCCGCAAACUGCAACGUCUGCUCCAUCACACUUGAUCCCUAACCUAUCAUCCGAAACAUCAGGUAAUCAGAAUAAUGUAAAUUUCUCCCCAAGUUAUUCACCAGUGUCUUUCAUGAGUACACCAUUGGUAUCUUAUCAACAAAAUUCUCCAGAUUUAUCACCAUCCUCACCUACAAACCCACGAUACGUUCCAAAUUCUCCUUCUUAUUCACCAGUAUCACCUCAAUUCACGCCAUUCUCACCUAAUUACGUUUCUACUUCUCCACGAUAUUCACCUGUUUCCCCACAUUAUUCGCCUACAUCUUCACAUUCAUCUCAAUCAUCAAAUUAUUCACCCAUAUCUCCACGUUAUUCUCCAACCUCACCACAUUAUUCACCUACUUCUUCACAACACUCACCCUUUUUUCCACAUUAUUCACCUAUUUCUCCCCAAUAUUCGCCAACGUCCAUACCAACUUCACCUCGAUAUACGAUGUCAUCAUCGCAAUAUUCACCUAUAUCUCCGCAUUAUUCUCCAACAUCACCACUUCAAGUUCCUGCAACUCCAACAUAUCAUUCAUUGCCACAUGAUUCCUCAAAUUAUUCACCUACAUCUCCUCAUUAUUCCCCCACAUUGUUUGAACAUUCUUCACGAGUUUCAACCAUACUAACGCCAUACUCACCAACUUUUCCACAAAACUUAUCGUCACCACGUUAUUCUCCAGUGUCUCCGACAUAUUCUCCAAUAUCAUCAACGGAAUAUAAUCCGGUGAAUCGAGAAUCAUCCCCGUCUUACUCAACCAUCAUAGCAUCUAUAAUAAACGAUUUACAGCGGGAGUCACCAUCACCCAGUCCAGAUAAUCAUGAAAUUGAAUCAAACUCUCAAUCAUCACAUAUGAACACUGUCAAUAUUUGCGAUCCCCCAUCAAUUAAUAUCGAUAAUGCCCAGGAAUCACCUAUGAACACUACAAAUGUUCCAACGAAUGAGGGUGCGACUUCUUCAAGCGAUGCACGAUCGGUUCCUUUAUAUGAUGAUUCACCAUCAAAGAUUGCCUUUGAUUCAAUGGAUAUUUCGGAUGUCCAUGAUGCCCGUCGUCAACUUUCUGAUGAGUUAGUCCUUUAUACGUCAAAGCAUGAUUUAUUUAUUCUUGAUCCAAAAUCACACUUGGAUGUAUUGCGAACCGAAAAUGAUGUAGUAUGUAAAGUAGAUACAAGACGGUUCUUAUCAUAUGGAGAUUAUGAUCGAUUAAAUAUGAUUGAGGUGAUACCAGAUCUUUCACUCACGAUUGUGGCUAGCCAACAAGGAAAGGUCGCAUUGACCCGACUCAUUAAAAUCAUUGAUGAUAAUGGGGAUGAAAGUUAUUACUUAUAUCCAGAAAAGUAUCUUCCACUUGUAUCGACUACCUCCACGAGUCCAAUGAGUGGACCAUUAUUAGGUAUGUUUGUCGCAAAACAUGAUACCCUUCAGGACCCUGCAUUAUUUUAUUAUCGUUUAUAUUUAUUGUAUUGGAGCGGUACGAUGCUUUGCUAUGAAAUACGAAGAAAACAGGAAACCAAUCCUUUGAGAAUGGAUAAUAUUCUGAUAUAA
Funneliformis geosporum is the source of this 2988-nucleotide messenger RNA. NCBI's taxonomy places the organism in Eukaryota, Fungi, Glomeromycota, Glomeromycetes, Glomerales, Glomeraceae. The record is from the annotation of a GenBank genome assembly.